This is a messenger RNA of Darwinula stevensoni, 1149 nucleotides long. The record is from the annotation of a GenBank genome assembly. Lineage: Eukaryota; Metazoa; Arthropoda; Ostracoda; Podocopida; Darwinulidae.
AUGGCCGGCGAAGGAGACAAAGAUGUGAAAGUCUCGUCCGGAGUCUCGCCAACCUCGUUCCCAAUGACGAUCAUAUACACGAAGAAGGUCACCACUUCAGGAUACUACGGCGGAUUCUUCCAGUUCCUCUGCAGGUGGAAAGGGAGCGUGUACAAGUCGGUGUGGAAGGAUGUCCUCCUCUGGCUGCUGUCUUACUAUAUCCUCCGCGUCACUUACACGGGGAUCCUCUCUGAAGAGGGACGAAAGAACUUCGAGGACAUGGUGCUCUACUUCCGCAGCUACGACGGGAUCCGGAUUCUGGUCUUCCUCCUCGGCUUCUACGUGAGCAUCGUGGCAGGGCGGUGGUGGGAGCUGUGGAAGGCGAUCCCGUGGUCGCUCGACCCGGCCACCAUCGUCGCCACGUAUCUACGGUCCGGCGAUUCGGAGAUGGCGUUGAAUUAUCGUUUGGCGAUAAUGCGCUACAUCCACCUGGGAGUCAUCAUCUGCAUGCAAACCCUGAGCACCCGAGCCGAGAGGCACUUCGGGGAACUGGAAGACCUCCUAGACGAGCAAUGCCCCUCCUGCAGAUCUGCAGAAGGAAAGGCAUCGCAUCAUGGCACUCCUUGCCGCAGCGACGAACCGGGCUACAUCCCGCGCAUGCUGACGGAGGAAGAGAAGGAUAUCCUGGAGAAUUUAGGCCGUCUCUACGGGAGCAAGAAGCCACCCUAUUGGAUCCCGAUGGUGUGGGCGUGUCGCUUGGCGGAGGACGCCAUGAGGGCGGGGCUUUUGGACACGAACCUGGGGCUUCAGAGCAUCAUCUCAGAGAUCCGUGGCGUCCGAACUCGACUCGGACAGUGUCGGGACAUGGAAAAUAUCAACAUCCCGCUCGUUUACACCCAGCUUUCAAAAAGUGAGACAUCGUGGGAACGCUGCUACAACUACGAUGCUAAAAGUUCUUCUGUGAUCAAGGUGGUGACCAUGGGGUGCUACACGUGGUGGAUCGUGUCUCUCAUUGCGAGCCAGUUCAUAGAACAGGACGGGCUGGACAUCUAUUUCCCGGUUUUCUCGGUCUUGCAGUCGCAUAAAGGGAAAGGAAAGGGAAAGAAACCUGACACGAACGGCGUCAACCACAAGAAGUACCCGACCGACUUCCACCGACUCUACGAGUAG